Molecule: messenger RNA, 1593 nt
Organism: Carassius auratus (goldfish)
Lineage: Eukaryota; Metazoa; Chordata; Actinopteri; Cypriniformes; Cyprinidae
Gene: actmap
Product: actin maturation protease
Exons: 7
Coding region: 350-1312 (320 amino acids)
Source: RefSeq, a predicted model, not a curated record
UUACGAUGUUUUUUGUCCGGCUCUCACGUCGUUGAAUAGGAAAUAUAUAAAAAUGCCGCUUCUAAUUUUUAACAAACAAUAAGCAUAGCAUGCCCCUUGAUUUGUUUUAUACAAAUAUAUCGCCGUCGCCACAUUUAUAAAAUAUUAUUAUAUUUGGUAUUUUUGUGUUUUGAUUUGUGUAUUUCUAUUUUUCCUCUCAAGACCAUGGGAGUAUAUGACCUUAUUUGGUAUCCCCUAAAUAGAGAACACUACCCAGACUGCAAGUUGUCCUUCACAGCCAGUUACUACUAGAUACUAGUGAAAUAACUUAACUUCUUGGACGCUGAUGUAGGUUCGUGUAACUUUGCGAAUGCUUAUACGAUUACUACGUGCAUUCAUUGCAGCAUUGUUUUGUGUGAAAGUUUGUUGGAGCAGCAUGUCUGUGGAGAAUGUGGCAGCACCUCCUCCUCCUCCACCUCCACCUCCAUCACUGGCUCGCUCAGUGUCCAGCAAGAAGAAGCUUUACCAGGCUCUAGCAGAGGGAAGGGCCCCUGUAGAAGGGGACCAUGAGGAGGCCAGAGUUAUUCUAGGACAGAGAGAAAGCAGUUUUAGGAAGGAUCUGCAGUGGUUGCUGUUCAAUAAGUAUGUGCCUUCACUUAUUCAAGAUGGUCCACAAUGUGGUCUUGUGGCAUUAUGGAUGGCGACUCAUCUUCUGCAGCCUCCCAAGACAGUGGCGCUAGAGACACUGGUCCAGAUGGCGAAAGACAACGGCUACACUGAACAAGGAGAAAUGUUUUCUGCAUGUGACAUGGCCAAGCUGGCGGAGGAAGUGUGUGGGUGCAGAGUUCAGAGGUUAUCAGGAGGCAUGAUGGGAGAAAACACUGCUGUCAUUCUUAAACACCUCGCUGGCGGGCAACCUGUUCUUAUACCAUAUGAUGAGGAUUUUAAUCAUGAGCCCUGUUUACGCAAUGGCCUCAAAGCCCACUGGGCAGUCGUCUCAGGUGUAUUAUUAGGGUUAAGGCAGGGGUGUGUGGACAGCAGACUCUUCCCCCCUGACCUCACACUUCCCUGGCUGCAUCUCUCUCAGAACGAGUCUCCUGUCUCAUGGCCGACGGAUGACGUUAAAGAGGUGUUUGUUCUGGCAAAGCAGGGGAAGAGUCUACGCUACCAGCUGUGGAAGUAUGAGCUGGUAACACAGAGCAACAGUCAACUCAAGGAGAUGGACCCUCAGAGAGCCAGCGAUGGGACGAGGUACGUACUUCCUCCUGGUGGCGUACAGGACGGUCUAGCGGGACAAGUGCUGCUGCUCCACACUAACACACAGAAGAACUGAACAAGAGCACCAAAGACCCUUCUGCAGGACAUAUGAGCUCUUUCAGGAGCUGGUCACACACCUGUAUUUUCAGUCCUUGUCCACUAGGUGUCCUUAUAGUUUGAGUGUUUCUAAAGGUGCUACGAAACAUUCAUGUAUGCAAAUAAGGGUAUUUAUAUUAGAUAGGAUAUUAGGAUUUUACAACGAAGAAUGUUUACAGAGAUGAACUCAUAUUUGUAGUUUGGGUUGAAGUACAUUUCACAAGCAAGUGGUUUUAAAAAUAAACUGGUAGAUGUUUGACA